Molecule: messenger RNA, 1519 nt
Organism: Arabidopsis lyrata subsp. lyrata
Lineage: Eukaryota; Viridiplantae; Streptophyta; Magnoliopsida; Brassicales; Brassicaceae
Product: F-box/kelch-repeat protein At5g49000-like
Exons: 3
Coding region: 306-1364 (352 amino acids)
Molecular function (GO): protein binding
Source: RefSeq, a predicted model, not a curated record
AUAAACCAUAUUCUUUACUAAACUUUAAGUCAAUGCUAAAUAUUUGUUUUGAAAUUUUUUUACAUUUAGGAAAUAAAUCUUCUGAAAACCCUAGAGAUUAAAAGCUAUUGCUCAUCUUAUCUCUCCCAAUUUUAAAACAUAACCUUAGUUAAAUCUAUCUGCUCCGCCUCCGAUUCUUUUUUUGCCCUUGCAACAACCAAAGGACAUGACGAUGACGUUCGAGAAAGGUCGUCACUAAUCUCGAGACGAGGUAUUCCGUGCUUUACUCGAAAAAGUGUGUGAGCUUUGUCUUGUUUAUUCCAUCAAUGUCGUUCCCGGAGAAGAAGAGGAAGACGGCCACAAAGAAGUCGUUACUUAAGCCCUCGCUGACGUUGCAAUCAACCCCAAAUCCUUCACUUCCCCUUCCCGAUGAUUUGCUAUUGAGUUGCUUUGCACGCGUCUCUAGGUUGUAUUACCCGACUCUAUCCCUUGUCUCUAAAAGCUUACAUUCUCUCAUUACUUCACCAGAACUUUACAAGACUCGAUCACUCCUUAACCGUACUAAGAGUUGUCUCUAUGUCUGCUUAAAGCUCCCAUCUGACAGUAACCCUCGAUGGUUCACUCUUUCUCGGAAGCCUAAUCACCCCAGAAAGACAAAGAAUAAGACAAGUGGUAAUGUUUUGGUUCCAGUCCCAUUUCCCCAAUCUUCUCAUCCUACGCACGCGGCAAGUUUUGUAGCUGUUGGUUCUGAUAUCUACGAAAUUGGUGGACUCAUCAACGGCAGACCUUCCCCUAACGUCUCGGUCUUGGAUUGUCGUUAUCUUUCACGAAACCAAGCUCCAAACAUGUUGAAAGCUAGGAAAAAUCCAACAGUCUAUGCUAUUGAUGGAAAGUUAUGUGUUGAUGGAGACUCCAUCGACUCCGUAUCGUCAAACUAUAUAGAGGUUUUUGAUCCAAAAACCCAAACUUGGAAGCUUGAGGACCGAACUCCUUUUGCUAUAGAUAUAAAAGAAUGUCGCCUCGGGACGUCGUUUUCUGGUUGCUGGAUUGAUAACGUGUAUAUGUGGUACGAAUCCGGAUACAGACAGUUCGAAUGGUAUGACGCUAAUGAAUUAAAAUGGAAAAUCUUGAAAGGUAUGGAAGGACAACUGCCUAAGUUUACUAAAUAUUGUGAUGUUCAAUUGGGGAAUUAUGGUGGAAAGAUGGCGGUUUUAUGGGAUAAGCAUGAUCGUUCUAGCAAUGAUAAGGGAAGGGUUAUUUGGUGUGCGGAGAUUGCGCUUGAAAUAUGUAAUGAAGAGAUUUCGGGGAAGGUUGAGUGGUUCGGUCAUCUGCUUAAAGUCCCCAAGUUGUUUAGGUUCAUGUGUGUUCUUGAUCCUACUCUUUGAUGAGUGGCAACUGAAACAUGUGUUUGAAUCAAUCACUCAUCGGUAAAGUAUCAUUAUGUUUUCAAUCUGAUGUAUGACUUGUCUUGUUUUUCAUAUUUGUAACUCCAAUUUCGAACUUUGUUGAAAUUGGUAAUGCUUAGCUUAUGUAUGUUGUC